CCUUAUCUUGUGACCGAUGUCCGACGUACCGAAACCAUGGGACCAAGCUAGAUCAGAACGCCCAUGACCCAACCAACCAGCGCAAUAACCACAUUCUCCCCCCUCAUCAUCCUCCAUCCGAAGUGUCGAGAUAAGACGUAUCUGCCCGCACCUCGUUUCUUUCUCUCUUUCUUUCUCCCCCCCUUCUAGAUGCCUUCUCGCCGCGGGAACCGACAACCGCGCUGUAGUGGACCAUGACCGGCCGAUCGCCCUCGUCCUCUGGCUUCCUCCCGAUGCCCGGGUCGCCGUCUUCGUCGUGGUCGCUGUACCGCGCCCGCGUUUCCGCGCUCCUCCGACAUGCCGACACGCAGGUCGUCGUGGCCUUUUGGUUUCUCGGUCUCAUCAACAACGUCCUGUACGUAAUAAUCCUCUCGGCCGCCCAGGACCUCGUCGGCUCCUCGGUGCCCAAGGGCGUCGUCCUGCUCGCCGACGUGCUGCCGUCCUUCUUCACGAAGCUCGUCGCCCCCUACUUCAUCCACCGCGUGCCCUACGCCCUGCGCGUGCUCGUCCUCAUUGCCCUCUCGUGCACCGGCAUGCUCCUCGUCGCCUUGACGCCGCCCGGCCGCUCCGUCGCCGUCAAGAUGGUCGGUGUCGUCAUCGCCAGCCUCAGCUCGGGCGGCGGCGAGCUCAGCUUCCUCGGCCUGACGCACUACUACGGCCCCGCGAGUCUGGCGGGCUGGGGCAGCGGCACGGGCGCCGCGGGGCUUGUCGGUGCCGGGCUGUACGUCCUCAUGACGGACUGGUGGGGGUUCACGGUGCGCAGCAGUCUUCUGUUCUCGGCGUGCCUGCCGUCCAUCAUGUUCGUCAGCUUCUUCGUUGUGCUGCCCAAGGGACCCCUGCGCGCGGGCGGUGGGAAGGGGUACGCGGCGGUGCCGGAGCGGGACCUCGACGACGAGGACGUCGGGGAGAUGCCGCGCGACGCGGCGUCUUCGGCGCUGCUUGCACCAGGCCCAUCGGUCACUUCGGCGGCGUACUCGGCGCAGCAGUCGGGGCAUCAUCAUCAUCAGCAGCGUGAUAGCAGCUUCGCGCACAACCUCGCGAGGGCGAGGGCGCUCUUCUUCCCGUACAUGCUGCCGCUGCUGCUCGUGUAUGUGGCCGAGUACACGAUCAACCAGGGCGUGGCGCCGACGCUGCUGUUCCCGUUGGCGUCGUCGCCGUUUACCGAGUUCCGCGAGUUCUACCCGAUGUACGGGUUCCUGUACCAGCUGGGCGUCUUCAUCUCGCGGUCCUCGACGCCCUUCUUCCGCAUUCACCGCCUGUACCUGCCGUCGCUACUGCAGGUCGGCAACCUCGCGCUGCUGACGUCGCACGCGGUGCUGGACUUCCUCCCGUCCGUGUACGUCGUCUUCGCCGUCGUCUUCUGGGAGGGCCUGCUCGGGGGCGCCGUCUAUGUCAACACGUUCGCCGAGAUCAUGGAGACGGUGCCGAGCGAGGACCGCGAGUUCAGCCUCGGGGCGACGAGCGUCAGCGACAGCGGCGGCAUCUGCAUCGCUGGGUUCUUGGGCAUCUUGCUGGAGGUGCAGUUGUGCAACUGGCAGGUGUCACAGGGGCGGGACUGGUGUCGCCAGAUCAAGGUCGGGUGAGGACGGGAUGGAUAUGAGUUAGCCCUCUUGGGUCGGAGCCAGACAAUUCAUUCAAACAGAAUCCCUCCCCCCGCGGUUCCCCAAUGAGUGAGAGUCAACAACGUAUAGAGCAUAAGCCCAUUCAAGUAGAAGGGCAGGGUCAGCUGUGCGAGACAAGUGUGUGGAUCGUCGCAUGAGUACCGCUAGUGAUCCCGAGAGACAGCGGCCAGGGUAAAUAGACCACCUGUUGUACACACGUAAUUUAGAACAAGGCUGUUUGAAUGUCAGAUGUCAUGAAGGUCAAACAAGGAAAGAGUGAGAGUGACAGAUUGGAUGAGAACGUAUCGGUCCGCGGCCACCGGGCAUUGAUACGG
This is a messenger RNA of Colletotrichum destructivum, 1975 nucleotides long. Its product is annotated as Putative batten's disease protein Cln3. Gene Ontology annotation, cellular component: vacuole; membrane. NCBI's taxonomy places the organism in Eukaryota, Fungi, Ascomycota, Sordariomycetes, Glomerellales, Glomerellaceae. The coding region runs from base 234 to 1622 and encodes 462 amino acids. The transcript has 2 exons. The record is from RefSeq and is a predicted model, not a curated record. Gene Ontology annotation, biological process: regulation of intracellular pH.